Molecule: messenger RNA, 1183 nt
Organism: Olea europaea var. sylvestris
Lineage: Eukaryota; Viridiplantae; Streptophyta; Magnoliopsida; Lamiales; Oleaceae
Product: RNA-binding protein 2-like
Exons: 7
Coding region: 146-898 (250 amino acids)
Molecular function (GO): mRNA binding
Source: RefSeq, a predicted model, not a curated record
GAGAAAAUAAUAUAUUCAAGUAUUUACUGGACGCAUCCUCACCAAAAUAGUGUACGCCUUUAACACAGCAGAUCAAGAAAAUAGAAUCAAAAUCUUCCCCAAAUUCCCGGGGACACCGCACUUGGAGCACCGGAUCUAGGAGGAAAUGGAGGACGACUACUGGAAUAAUCGGCAAGUUCCUCUGCAACAAUCUGCGGGUGCGCUGAAACGACCUCGCAUAGAAUAUGAUCUUCCGCCAUCUAGGGUGCCUGUGGGUCAUGAAAUGCAUUAUAAUCUGCUGGCUCAGAAUGAUGAUUAUAGUGGGUCCCCAGUAGUGAAGGAUACAGAAUCAAUUGGUUCAGCAUAUGAUCAUUAUCUUCAGAAUUUGCAAUUACCUUCUGAAGAAAGUACUCACUACGGUGGAAUAGGGUUAGGAAGAUCUGGUGGUGGUGGUGGACCUGCUCUUCCAGUACAUGAUCGCAUUGUAACGGGGCGGCCUGGUGGUGGUGGUCCAAAACCAACACCAAAUGGAAGUGGCUUGGGAUUUGGUGGUCCACUUCCAGUAGAUACAAUUGUCAGACCUCGGGAAACCCUCCCUCUACCUCCAGAUGCUUCCAGCACGCUGUACAUUGAGGGGCUUCCUCCUAACAGCACCAGAAGGGAAGUGGCUCACAUUUUUCGUCCCUUUGUAGGGUGCAGAGAAGUAAGACUUGUAAGAAAGGAAUCGAAGCAUCGUGGUGGAGAUCCUCUUGUACUUUGUUUUGUGGAUUUCAUAGACCCCGCAUGUGCAGCAACUGCUUUAAGUGCUUUGCAAGGUUAUAAGAUGGAUGAACACGAUCCAGAUUCUACUCACUUGCGACUACAAUUCUCUAAGCACCCAGGUCCUAGGUCUGCCCCUGCACCUCGUGGGAGGCGGUGAAUGUGUGCUCUGUAUGAUGGACUAGAGAUGGACGAAGCACUGUAUGUCGCGUGAUGCAAAUCGUGUCUUAUGUUACAGGGAUGGAUAGUUAAAUAAUUAUUGUAAGUUGUAAAACAUAAUAUAGCUCCCUUUUUGUGGGAGGCUGCACUAGAAUCUCUCAAUGUAGUAGCAGGUAGAGGUGAAGGUUCGUUGUGUGAUUAUUGUCAUUCUGAGACGUCUUCCAUUGUUGGAAAUGAAGUAAAAAUUUACAUUUUAAUGCAAUGUUAUGUGAACUAAUGCAUCUCA